This is a messenger RNA of Opisthorchis viverrini, 1483 nucleotides long. RefSeq lists its product as hypothetical. The transcript is spliced from 9 exons. Bases 242 to 1483 code for a protein of 413 amino acids. Gene Ontology annotation, molecular function: palmitoyltransferase activity. The record is from RefSeq and is a predicted model, not a curated record. Lineage: Eukaryota; Metazoa; Platyhelminthes; Trematoda; Opisthorchiida; Opisthorchiidae.
GCAACACACGCCCGGAGCUGUUCGACACCGGACAUUUGAUGUUAAGUCAACUCUCAAAACCUUAUUGCUAAGACAAUUCAGCUACCUUCCUAUGUGCAUUGCGCGACAGAGUUGCAACCUAAAUUGAACCGACAGAUCCUGUCAGAAGGAGUACCCUAAACACUGGGCGCUGUUUCUCCGCCACCCAUGCUUUACAUGGUAUAUUCGCCAGACCUUUCCUAGUCCUAAUCGGCCGGCAGUCAUGGUUUUCCGUUGUGAUGCCGGUGGGAUUUUCUGUGUCCUAUUGACUUACCUGAUUGUCGCCUAUGCUGAUUAUGUCGUGAUGUUUCAUUUGAUUUUGCCGGUACUGAAGACCAGUUUUGCGGCAAUCAUCAACGCUGCACUCUUCAACACAGUCGCUCUGAUGUUGUGCUUUUCACACUUGUGUGCGGUACUUGUGGAUCCUGGGAUCAUACCAAGAAAUCAAUACCAAAUAAUUCGCGAUGGCGGAACUACAUCUGUCGAGGUCCCAGCGGGCUGGACAAUAUGCAACAAGUGUGCGAUGGCUCGGCCGCCUCGAGCUCAUCACUGCCGUGUGUGUAAUUCUUGUGUAAAACGGAUGGAUCAUCACUGUCCCUGGAUAAACAACUGUGUAGGAGAGUACAAUCAGAAAUAUUUUAUCAUGUUCCUCGUAUAUGUGGGCCUCCUCUGUCUCUAUGCAGUUAUCCUGGUGAUCGUGUGCCGUGCGAUGUUGUCUGCAGACAUACACAAAGAUGUGGAAGAAACCGAUCCCGCCACUGUAGUGCAUACUGUGAUUCUGAUAGCCAUCUGCUGUCUGUUCGGACUGUUUGUACUGGCCAUCUUUUCUGAUCAAUACAAGUCGAUCGUAGAGGACGAAACAGCGAUCGAAUCAAUUCAGAAUCGUACACGCCGUGGUGAAAUCGACAUGGAAGCCGGUGGAUUUCGUCGGCGUCUUUCGAAGCGUGCAUUGUUCCAAGAAGUCUUUGGGACCGGCGAUUCGAGUGCUCAAAUAGGUCAUCUGAGCUCCUUGAUAUCACAUUUGGGGGGUCAAUGCAGAGUUGAUGCUCGCCGCACAGACAACGGAGAUGGACUCCUUAAGUUGUACGCUGAUCAUGAACUGCUUCGGGAGAGUAAGAACUUUCAACAUAAACGUUCGCACCGCGUAACCUGGCGGCUACCAACUGCAAAUCAACCGUGGACCCAGUUGGACCAGGUGGUCAUCAGCCACCGGUGGAGAGCCACAAUCCAAGACUGUCAUUCCUUCUGGGGCACACCACUUGAUUCCGAUUACGCCAUGGUGCGUGCACGCCUGAGAGUUUGUUUCCCUUCAGGACCUUGCAAGUCAGCGAGAAGCAUGCCAAUCCACUGUCUUCGAAGAAUUGCCACAGCUAAACAAUAUACAUCUGAGCUAGCCCGACAACUCUCCACAGUAAAACAAUACUGUGGUGGCAGUGAGCAUGUGGAUGAAGCGCGUACAAUAUGA